CCAAAUAAUCCAUGUGGGUUUGUUUACCUGAGAAAUAAACGUGUAUUUGAGGGCGAGAAUGUAUAUUUAGAAUAUUUUCCGUCUAAAGAUGUAAUGGAAAACCCUGAUAAUUUUGAGCGCCAGUGGGUUCGAUCAAAAAACGGAUCUAGAUUUGAUAUAAAGAUUGGAAAUGAUAUUUACAUUGAAAAUAAUAUAGAAAAUGGGAAGUAUACAUUGACUUUUUCCAUUGACAACAGUAAAAGUGGAAAUUACAGUGUUAAUUGUGGCGGAGAAGCGGGAUUUACAAAUAAUAUUUCAGUGGUUGGACUAGUGCCACCAAGUGCCCCGGACUUUGUUGGUUUGCAGGACAUUCAUGAUUGUAAGAAAUGCAUUGUUGGUUCUGAAAAAGAGAACAUACAAGUUCAUUGCAAGACAAGUGGCGGGACACCACCCGUAGAUGCAACUGUAACAGUAGGAGACAAGUCAUUCCAAGCAAUGCAUCAUGAAGUUGAUAGAUCGGUUUAUAUAGCAUUUAUCACACUUGCUGACAGUUACCACAAUACAACAAUCACGUGUUCGGUAAUGAAUGAUGCAUUAUCGUCACCACUUAUCACUACUGCCAAAGUGUAUGUUAUAAGUAAGUGAUAUUUUAUCUUAGACAUUAACCAACAGAAUCAUUUUUAUUCUUUAAAUUUAAAUAAUUUGAAUUAUUUCAGUUAUAGAUAUUAAGUAUGUAUAAACAUGAACUUAUAAUAAGAAGAGAGCAUUGUGAUUAAGUC
This is a messenger RNA of Ruditapes philippinarum (Manila clam), 758 nucleotides long. RefSeq lists its product as uncharacterized. The record is from RefSeq and is a predicted model, not a curated record. The transcript is spliced from 2 exons. Lineage: Eukaryota; Metazoa; Mollusca; Bivalvia; Venerida; Veneridae. Bases 94 to 624 code for a protein of 176 amino acids.